ACUCCGCCGCCUCCACAUUCUUCAAUGCUGCCCAUUCCUGUCCGGGGACCUUUCCACACUCAACUUUAGCACAAUUCAGCCGCCAUCGUGGUUUCACAAGACAACCAAAAGCACAGCUACCAAGCACACCGCCGCCGAGCAGAACGAGGUAUCGAGAAAAUCAUGGCUACUCCCGACGACACGACGCCGGCUCUUGCCACGGCGAAAGAAGCACCGGCCGCGGCCCCCACCGGCAGCAGUCAAUCCGAGCAAUCCGACGCCGCGACGCUGGCGCACAUCGAGCACUACCACGCCACGCGCUGCGCGGCCUCGCCCAUCUACGCCUUCCUGCUGGGCACACCCGCCACGGGCCCGCUCGUGCGCUUCACGCACGCCCGCAAGGGGCUCUUCACCGCGCGGCUGCGGCUCGGCGCGCAGCACCUCAACUCGGGCGGCGGCAUCCACGGCGCCGUGUCGGCCACGCUGGUCGACUGGGCCGGCGGGCUCGCCAUCGCCGCCUGGGACCUCCGCGCCGCCACCGGCGUGAGCGUCGACAUCAACAUCUCGUACCUCUCGUCUGCCCGGCUGGGCGACGAGAUUGAGAUUGAGGGGCGGGUCGAGCGCGUCGGGGCGAACUUGGCGUUCACCGAGGUGCGCAUUUUCAAGGUGGUCGAUGCCACGGGGGAGAGGGGCCCGGUCGUGGCUUCGGGGAGGCACACGAAGUUCGUGAGGGAGACGAAGAAAUGAGGGUUGGGGGAUCGUCAGCUGGUACUGUGGCUGUGAGACUGCAAUGGAGCUGAGGAGACACCUGGACGGCUGCCAAGUGGACAAAUGCGUCACUUCGGGCAUCGAUGUUGCACCAGAUACCCAGCUAGCUCCCCUAUAGACCGAUUGCAAGGGGCUCACAAAAUAAUACCAGCCCAGCUGCCCCUCGGACACUUGCGAACC
Messenger RNA from Thermothielavioides terrestris NRRL 8126, 927 nucleotides. RefSeq lists its product as uncharacterized. Gene Ontology annotation, molecular function: fatty acyl-CoA hydrolase activity. Lineage: Eukaryota; Fungi; Ascomycota; Sordariomycetes; Sordariales; Chaetomiaceae. Bases 163 to 726 code for a protein of 187 amino acids. The record is from RefSeq and is a predicted model, not a curated record. The transcript has a single exon.